Molecule: messenger RNA, 1035 nt
Organism: Acanthocheilonema viteae
Lineage: Eukaryota; Metazoa; Nematoda; Chromadorea; Rhabditida; Onchocercidae
Source: the annotation of a GenBank genome assembly
AUGAUUUCAUUAUUAGCCAUUGCACUACUGAAUGCUGCUGCUGCUGCUGCUGCUGCUGCUCCUCCACUGGUCAUUUGGUUUAUAUGAUUUUCAACUCUUUGUCUUACCACUUACUAUACUACAAAACUAACAAUCGACGUUAUGGCUAAGACAGGAUCGAAGGGAUCAAAGAAGUCAGCUAAGAGAUCAAGUGGAGCAUCAACAUCAAAACAGAAAAAAGCGAAGAAGGUCAAGGAUCCGAAUGCACCAAAGCGAGCCAAGUCAGCUUAUAUGUUCUGGUUGCUGGAAAAUCGUUCUCGUAUAGCAAAGCCUGGUAUGUCCGUCAUUGAUGUAAGCAAGGCGGCAGGUGUUGAAUGGGGCAAAGUAAAAGAUAAGAGCAAAUACGAGAAGUUGGCCAGCCAGGAUAAGCAACGAUAUGAAGCGACGUCAGAACUAAACAUAUUAAGAGAUGGCAAUAAACCAUUUAUUCUGCUAGAAGAAGACAGAUCUGUAAUCCCAGUUUUUGAUUUUAAUCGACGAUUAGGAAAUGUUUUUGCUCAAUUUCGAUAUCGAUAUUUAUUUGAAAAAGAAUUCACUGUCAAAGGCUUCCUCAACGGUGCAAUACAGGCUGCUCAAUUAUGUGCGGAUUAUAUUCGUCAAGGAGAUUGGGGUAAUUUAAGAAGGAUUAUGAUUGAUGAUGCUGUUUCUGAAUUGCAAACGCGAUUUGAUCCAUUCAAUGUGGAAGAUUUUGAACGAUUGAAGUUCUCUAUUAAUGAUGUUAUUUAUUCUGUUAUCAAUUCAUCUUAUACGUGUGGCAAAAUACAACCAAAGACAUCUGGAUUGCGGUCAUUCUUUCCGGCAAAACAUCGAGCUUUUUAUUCACAAGCUAUCAUUUACAUUAAGAAGAGCAAUAUCGAUGAAAGUAAAAGUAUUGAGCGUUUGCUAAGGAUAUUACCACCAGGAAGCUUGCUUAUCUGUAACAUCACAUUGUCGAGAAUUUUAAAUCCGCUUGGAAUGUGGAAAGUUACACGAAUCAACUUUUUUGAUUACCCAUAA